AUGCAAGGGGAAGAUAUAGAUCGAGCAGCCUUUCUAAGACUGAAAACCAAGGCUAUUUUCAACAGAUUGGAGCGCUUAAUCAAAGAGUUGGACUCAGACAAGCUGCACAGUAUGGACGAGUACAGUAUUUCGGCAACGCUAGAAUCUCUGGUCGAAUUGAAAUCCAACUUUUCUGCCGCGCAUACAAGCUUAGAGGAAUUAGAUUUUGACUCCAUAGCCAGCGAUUUGCCAAGCCACUUCGAUGCUGCUCUAAUCAACCUUAGGGCUAGCUUGCAACGCGAGAUAGGUAAACGUAGUACCUCUCAACAUUGCUCCACGUUCAGGAUGAACUCCAGUGAAGCCCAAUCAAUCGUCGUCAACGCCAAUAGUUCACGUCUACCUUUACUAACGCUGCCUAAAUUUUGUGGGGCCUACACUGAGUGGACAAAUUUCUAUUCGAUGUUCACGUCAAUUAUCGACAAGGACAGCGACCUCACAAACAUCGACAAACUACAACAUUUGUGUUCCUGUUUGAGUGGCGCUGCCCUCGACACCGUGCGCUCACUGGAAAUAAGCAAUGAUAAUUAUAAAUCUGCUUUAGAACUUUUGCAGAAGCGUUUCGAUAACAAACGUCUUAUAUUUCAGGCACACGUCAGGGAGAUAUUUGGGCUGAGCAAGGUGGAUUCAAACGUAGGCAUGCUCCGAAAGCUGACAGACAAGGUCACUUCACACAUUCGUGCAUUACAGUCGCUCGCAUCUAACGAGAAAAUUGCAGACUGCAUCAUCGUACAAAUGAUUCUCCAGAAACUUGACAAAACGACGCAGGCCAAAUGGGAGGAAACCUCUUCGAUCAGCGAGCUGCCAUCCUGGGAUCAAUUGACUGCAUUCUUGGAAAGGCGCUGCCGAAUGCUUGAGAAUGUUGAGCAUGCUGUUCAAGCACAGACCGGUCAGGCGUUAAGGCAUAGCAAAAACGACAGUAUUAGUCAAAGAAAAACGUUUGUCGCCUCCAAAGGCUCAACACGUGUUUGUGUAUUUUGUGUAUCACCCGAGCAUGCAAUUUAUAGUUGUCAACUUUUCGCAAAUUUAGAUCCGAACUCGCGCCUAGGGGAAGUUAAGUAG
Anastrepha obliqua is the source of this 1098-nucleotide messenger RNA. RefSeq lists its product as uncharacterized. The record is from RefSeq and is a predicted model, not a curated record. The transcript has a single exon. The coding region runs from base 1 to 1098 and encodes 365 amino acids. Lineage: Eukaryota; Metazoa; Arthropoda; Insecta; Diptera; Tephritidae.